UAAGGAAUGAGGCCAUCUCGCCAUUUAUUUAUUUAUUUGUCCGUUGUUUUGUUUUUAAAUCUGUGAUGCGCCAUCAGAAAAUGAUUUCUGCCUCUGCCCCUGGCGUGGCUUUCGGAGAUGCUUGUCUGUCAGCCAAUGGAGAGGACCGGAUUCUGGCAGGGGGCUGUGCCUUUCGGUCAGGCCGCCACCCCCCACCCCCUCCUCCCUGCACACAAAAGCAGCAUAAAUUAACUGUCUUCGGGAAGCCGAGCCUCUGCCAGCCGUGAGCUGGGAAGAAGCAGCUACCUCCGAGGCAGGGCGCGCAGGCGGGUGGCGAUGAGAGCGGGCGCAGCCGCAGCCCCGCGAGGGGGAGCCCACCGCUAACCCUGCACCCCACCCACCCCUGCACAAAAGAGCUGGCGGGCGCUGGCCACGUCGCCCUGGGUGACCUUCCUCGGAUGCAGAAUCCGUCCCUGCGAGCAUCUUCCUCCUCCCAGGCUCUGAAGGCCUGGGGAGCGUGAGCGAUGCCCAGGUGCACCCGGGCAGGGCUCGCCUUUGUUUGCCAGUAAGGAGGAGAGGCUGUCUCAGCUGCAGAGGGGUCACCCCUGCUUCAAGCCGGUGCCUCUUUCCGGCUCCUAUGGGGACCACCGAAGCCACGCUCCGGAUGGAAAACGUGGACGUGAAGGAGGAAUGGCAGGACGAAGACCUUCCCAGGCCACUCCCAGAAGAGACGGGGGUGGAAUUGCUUGGCAGCCCGGUGGAAGACACAUCCUCUCCUCCCAACACGCUAAACUUCAACGGAGCGCAUCGUAAGAGGAAGACGCUGGUGGCCCCAGAUAUCAACAUUUCUCUGGAUCAGAGUGAGGGAUCCCUGCUGUCCGAUGACUUCUUGGAUACCCCUGAUGACCUGGAUAUUAACGUGGAUGACAUCGAGACCCCCGAUGAGACUGACUCGCUGGAGUUCCUGGGGAAUGGCAACGAACUGGAGUGGGAAGAUGACACCCCCGUGGCCACCGCCAAGAACAUGCCCGGGGACAGCGCGGAUCUAUUUGGGGACGGCACGACGGAGGACGGCGGUGCUGCCAAUGGGCGUCUGUGGCGGACGGUGAUCAUCGGGGAGCAAGAACACCGUAUAGACCUGCACAUGAUCCGGCCUUACAUGAAAGUGGUCACCCACGGAGGGUACUAUGGUGAAGGCCUCAACGCCAUCAUCGUCUUCGCAGCCUGCUUCCUUCCAGACAGCAGCCUCCCCGACUACCACUACAUCAUGGAGAACCUCUUCCUGUAUGUCAUCAGCAGCUUAGAGCUCCUGGUGGCUGAGGACUACAUGAUCGUGUACCUGAACGGCGCCACGCCCCGGCGAAGGAUGCCGGGGAUCGGCUGGCUGAAGAAGUGCUACCAGAUGAUCGAUCGGAGAUUGCGGAAAAACCUGAAGUCCUUGAUCAUCGUCCACCCCUCGUGGUUCAUUCGGACUGUGCUGGCCAUCUCUCGCCCUUUCAUCAGCGUCAAGUUCAUCAACAAGAUCCAGUACGUGCACAGCUUGGAAGACCUGGAGCAACUCAUCCCCAUGGAACACGUCCAGAUCCCAGACUGCGUCCUGCAAUACGAAGAGGAAAGACUGAAGGCCAGGAGGGAGAGCGAGGCCCAGCCGGAGUUUGUGAUGCCAGAUCUGAAGAAGCCAGGUGGCACCAGUGGAAAACAGGGCGCCUCGUUUUAUAAAAGGUGUUCUGAGAAUCUGCCCAAGUUCCAGGCUCUGGAGCCGGCCCUGCAGAACUGA
Chlorocebus sabaeus (green monkey) is the source of this 1756-nucleotide messenger RNA. NCBI's taxonomy places the organism in Eukaryota, Metazoa, Chordata, Mammalia, Primates, Cercopithecidae. The record is from RefSeq and is a predicted model, not a curated record.